GUGAAGGGGUGGCGGUAGCGGGGACUCCGGAAGCUCACCCUUCACCCGGAAAUGGUUGUUGAGGAACAUGGCGUUGCUGGUCCGAGUCCUUGGGAACCGGAUUAGCAUCUCCCAGUGGGUUCCAGUAUGCAGCCGAUUGGUACCUGUGUCUCCUAUACAGGGACAGUGGGACAGGGCUCUGUCUGGCACUUCUCAGUGGCCCCAGAUGAGCCAGUUCCUAGCAUGUGGUAGAUCAGAACAGAUUCCUGGAAUAGACAUACAGCUGAGUAGGAAGUUUCACACCACAAAUAAGCUUUCUGCUACCAAAGAUUCUCCACAGCCUAUUGAGGAGAAGGUUGGUGCCUUCACGAAGAUAAUAGAAGCCAUGGGAUUCACAGGACCUUUGAAAUACAGUAAAUGGAAGAUUAAGAUUGCGGCCCUGCGCAUGUAUACUAGCUGUGUGGAGAAAACUGACUUCGAGGAAUUCUUUCUAAGGUGUCAGAUGCCUGAUACAUUCAAUUCAUGGUUUCUUAUAACUCUACUUCAUGUCUGGAUGUGUCUAGUCAGAAUGAAGCAGGAAGGCCGAAGUGGGAAAUACAUGUGUCGUACCAUAGUUCAUUUUAUGUGGGAGGAUGUUGAGCAGCGUGGCAGAGUCAUGGGGGUUAAUUCCUAUAUCCUGAAGAAGAACAUGAUCCUUAUGACAAAUAAUUUCUAUGCAGCAAUCUUGGGAUAUGAUGAGGGGAUCCUUUCAGAUGAUCAUGGGCUGGCUGCUGCCCUCUGGAGAACCUUCUUCAACCAGAAAUGUGAAGACCCUCGACAGCUUGAAUUGUUGGUGGAGUAUGUGAGGAAACAGAUGCAGUACCUGGACUCCAUGAAUGGUGAGGAUCUGCUUCUGACAGGGGAGGUGAGCUGGCGCCCUCUGGUGGAGAAGAAUCCUCAGAGCAUCCUGAAGCCCCAUUCCCCAAUUUAUAACGACGAAGGUCUUUGAUGGGCUGGUCCCUCCAAACAGCUGCUCAGGUGGCUUUGAGGAACUGCCCGGAGAGAGGUGCCUGUUUGGCCCAGGACCCUGCAGAAAGUGGCCUGAACUGACCUUUGAACAGCUUCUGUCAAAUAUAUGGCCCCAUUUAUGUUGAUUUUCCUCUUAGUAUGCCCAGGAGUCUGAUCUGGUGGGGUACAGUGCUGGGAAAACCCUUGACUCUUCCAGGGUGUCCUCUCCCUCAAGAGAAGCCCUGAGAAAGACCUCCCCAGCACACACUCCCCAAGUCCCCGCCAUCAACCAUGUGAUUGACAGCUUUUCCCAAAGGCCACAGAAGGGAUGGGGGUAAGUUAGAAAGGGGCACCCCCACCAAGGGCCCACUGUGGCCUAGGAGUAAUGCUGCUGAGUCAAGAUGGGUAACCACACUCUGUCCUCUGGCUUUGAGCUGUGGGGUUGAGUUGGCCAUUAAAAGAAACAGAGAUUUCUCUCUGCCAUGGCUCUUCUUUAUUCCAGGGUCGUUUAGAAACUUAUCUGAGGUGGUGGAUGCCAUAAGCUGAGGAGCACCACCUAGCUCAGUUAGAGAUGGGGGGUGGAGAUGGGGGGCGGCAGCAGUGUCAGGAGGGUCUCUGCUGCUGCUUUUGCCUCCAGUUCAUGGAGAUGUCACUGAUCUGGCCAAGACACAGCCUGCCAGGCUCUGUCCUCUGGGGCCCAGGAGGCUCCUGACGGCCAAGGGGCUUGGGGCUAACAUCCUGAGUCAUCUGAAAAGAGGUCUCAAGAACAAAGGUCCCUUUGUCACCUCCCAUUGAACCAAGUGAGGAACAUGCUGUUUUUCCUCUCUUGGCUCCCCCUUAUAUGAGAUAUUGGGGAGAAGAGAAUAUUCUCCCUGGUUUAGUUGUGCCAUCCCAGUAUCCAGUCCCAUGCCCAGCUUUCUGUCCCCUUCCCAACUUCUGGAGCCAACUUGGUCUGAGCGCUUGAGGACCAGUCUCCUCCUCCCUAUGAGUAUGGGUCAUUGCUUGGGGAAUUUUCUUUUAAAUUGAAGAAAGGAGGUGGGGAACCAAAAUGCCCCUCCCUCCCCCCAUCAAACUUCCUUCAUUUAACUUGCUAUAAAAUGAGUCAUAUAAAGAAACCCUAUAUGGGUGAGGUAUAUCCCACUUCUGUGAAAACAUUACAAAUCAAACCGCCUUCUCUGAGUUUAUUUAAGAUGCUUUUGUUGCUAGCGGAGCUCUAGAGUGAAGCCUCCUCUGUGUGUGUGAGAUAAUAACACCUUGUAACUCAUUACAGCUGGGCACUAUUUACAUAAACCAGAGCUGAGCCAGGCAGGAAUUUGCUGAUUAAUUUAUUUUUAAUGGAGUGAAGUAUACCAUGCACCAAAAUAAACUUUACUGUGUGUACCUAA
Diceros bicornis minor is the source of this 2351-nucleotide messenger RNA. Its product is annotated as ubiquinol-cytochrome-c reductase complex assembly factor 1. The record is from RefSeq and is a predicted model, not a curated record. The transcript is spliced from 10 exons. Gene Ontology annotation, cellular component: mitochondrion. Gene Ontology annotation, biological process: mitochondrial respiratory chain complex III assembly. The coding region runs from base 68 to 967 and encodes 299 amino acids. Lineage: Eukaryota; Metazoa; Chordata; Mammalia; Perissodactyla; Rhinocerotidae.